Molecule: messenger RNA, 2205 nt
Organism: Xenia sp. Carnegie-2017
Lineage: Eukaryota; Metazoa; Cnidaria; Anthozoa; Malacalcyonacea; Xeniidae
Product: kelch-like protein 20
Molecular function (GO): protein binding
Source: RefSeq, a predicted model, not a curated record
UUGUUUUGAUUCAUUGAUUCAAACGUUGAUUGUUUGAUUUGGAAUGUGUUUUUGUUAGUAAUCAAAAUUUUUUUUCAAUUCAGAACUGAGUGUGGUAUUUGGGUAAAAACUUGAUUGGCAUAUUCUCCGAUGCGAUAUAUAUUUCAAUUGAAAGACAAGAUUAAACUGGCCUGCUGGCGAACAAUUGAGUUUCCGGCGUUCAUCUUGUGUACUGAGAAAUUAUCUAAACGUUGGUCGCCCAAAAGAUAAUUUUCUUUUUUCAUUGAUUAUUGGAUAGCCAAAAAACCAGCGAAGAGCUUGGUUUGUAGAAAGAGAAAUGUCGCGUUCAUAUUCUCCCAAGUUAGACAGGCCAAUGCCCAUUUCUGUGGAAAGUAUCAAUUAUACCGAUGUUGCCCAUUUCAAAGAACUUGGAAAAAUGUUUCAUGGCUUAAGAGAAAAUGAUGAACUCUGUGAUAUAACACUUCUUGUGAAUGACAAAACCAUCAAAGCUCAUAAAAUAAUACUUUCAGCGGCAAGUCCCUAUUUUAAAGCCAUGUUUACAGGUGGACUAUCGGAAUGCAACAAAAAUUGCAUUACCAUGCAUCAGAUAGAUGGCAAUAGUCUUGUGCAAAUAAUUCAAUUCUUUUAUACAUCUGAAAUAAAAAUCAACAAAGAAAAUGUACAGAAUCUUUUGUCUGCUGCAAGCUUGCUUCAAGUCUCCAGUGUGCUUGAUGGCUGUUGUGAAUUCUUUAAUUUAAGUGAUGACAAUUGCUUGGGUAUUGCAAACUUUGCUGACCAACAUGCAUGUUCUGGUCUUCUUCGUGAAGCUGAAAAAUUUGCCAAAAGAAAUUUUAUAGAUGUUUUACAAAAUGAAGAGUUUAUGCAUUUAACUCAACGCCAGCUAUCAAGAUUGAUUUCUGAUGAUAAUUUAAAUGUGCAGUGUGAGGAACGUGUUUUUGAAGCUGUCCUAGCUUGGAUAAAAUUUGAUCCCGAUAAUCGUCAGGACCAUGCAAAAGAUGUAAUGAAAGAAGUGAGAUUUGAUCUUUUAUCGGCAGAAUUUCUCUUCGAUAGAGUUGAAGAGGAAGUUAUUGUUUCUGACAGAUCAUGCAUAUCUUAUCUAUUGACUGGCCUACGCAACGUAACGAAUAAGACUCCUGUUUCAAAACAACGUCGACCAACAUCAGAUCAUCAAGUCUUGUAUUCUGUUGGAGGAAUGAGUAGAAGAGAAGCUAGUAAAAGUGGUGAAAAAUUUGAUCCUAAAGAAGGAAAAUGGACACCAAUUUGCUCCAUGAGUAUCUGUCGCUGGGGAGCAAGUAUGGGUUCAGUAGGACCUUAUCUCUAUAUUUGCGGUGGUAGCGAUGACUCGUCACGGUUGGAUACAGUUGAAAGGUACGAUCCGUACAAUGACGUUUGGGUGCAAUCUGAACCCAUGCUCUCAAGCCGAAAUGGAGUUGGUGUGUGUGGUGCUGAUGGUAAAGUUUAUGCUAUAGGUGGCUUUGAUGGCUCUAUGCCAUUAAAUACGGUUGAAUAUUAUGACACCCGAUGUCGUUUACCAAAAUGGAUGAAGAUGGCUUCAAUGAACCAAUCGAGGUUUGGUGUAGGAUGCUGCGUCAUGGAUGGUGAUGUAUAUGCUGUUGGGGGAUCAGAUGGAACAAACCUGCGAACUGUCGAAAGAUAUGACGCUGACUCUGGCGCUUGGAAAUUACUGGCUCCAAUGGUAACUGCAAGAAAACAAGUUGGAGUGGCAGCUUUAGGUGGUUACGUCUAUGCAGUUGGUGGUUGUGACCACACAACAAGAUUUAGCUCCGUAGAGCGUUAUGAUCCAACUAAAGAUGAAUGGAUCGAAGUUUGUAGUAUGAGCGUACCACGUAGCGGUUUGGGUGUAGCUGUUCUUAAUGGUUUUAUCUAUGCUGUUGGUGGUUAUGAUGGAACAUCAUAUCUUAGCUCAGUUGAAAGGUAUGAUCCCUUGUCUAAUAAAUGGUAUAAUUCACCACCAAUUAGUCAACCACGAGACUGUGUUGCUGUAUGUGUUGGUUCAUUGCCACUCCAACGCAGGUAGUAAGCUGACACCAACAUAUCAACUCAAGUAAUCCAGUAAUUUGUUUGGUGAGUAAUUUUCUCGGUCUCGUUGAGAAUGCAGUUUUCUUGUCAUCUUCUAAUACAGAGUAUAUUUUAACAGCUCUCAUAUUGAAUAGUGAUAUUGUGGGAUCAGGGCUGGAAGCAACC